Molecule: messenger RNA, 3933 nt
Organism: Psilocybe cubensis
Lineage: Eukaryota; Fungi; Basidiomycota; Agaricomycetes; Agaricales; Agrocybaceae
Exons: 4
Coding region: 1-3933 (1310 amino acids)
Molecular function (GO): protein binding
Source: RefSeq, a predicted model, not a curated record
AUGGAUUAUUCGAACGUUCUUAAAGGGUGCCCACAUCCCAGUCAAAUUACAGAGACUACAGCGUCACCUCUCCUCCCCAUCUCAGAAGCCGAAGCCCCAAACAACGAAGCAGCCGCAGCAGCAGAAGCCCGCAUCGAAUCCACAGUGGCCCUACUAUCAACCUGCAAAUCCCACCUACCCUUCACAAAGCUCGACAGCGCCGUGCACCUGUUCCCCCAAAUCCACGAGCAGCGCCCGCUGGCGCAAGAUGCGCUAGACGACCUUGCGGCUGCGCUGACUGUGCGCUUUCUGUGCGCUGGGCGGGUUGAGGAUUGGGAUGAGAUGAUGGGGCUUCGCGUUGAGAGAUUGUUGUAUGUGUUGAGUAGCCCAGCUGGGCCGGAGGGUGAAGAUGGCGUGGGUGAUACUCCGGACACGGACACGGACACGGACACGGACACUGACCUGGGGCGUUUCGCCCAGAGAAUGUUGGCGGAGUUCGACGAAUCGAUACCCUCUGACGCGCUGCACGAUUUAAUACACACCCUACAACCCCAACUUCGAAUUCUCAAUGCGGACGUACCGAGCCCGAGCUACGUCGCAGCGCUGUGCGCACUCUCCGAUGCUCAGUAUAUGGCGUACCGCGCCUCGGGCGACGCGUCCUGCCUAUCGGAUGCCGUCUCGAAUCUGAAAGACGCGUUUACGCACAUCCACGCGCACGGCGCACAGAGUGUGGCGCGCAAUAUAGACCUUGAGGCGCUCGAAGCGCGUAUCCCGGCAUUGGCGCUCGAGCAACUCACAUCCGACGACGAGUUCAGCCUCGAAGAGGGGUUCACGCGUGCCUUGCGCGCGCGCGGUGGCACAGAUGCCACUACGCCGCGGCCUGACGAUUUUCGGUAUGUCAUGCGAUGCGCGGAGGUGUUUGACCGUGCAAAGAGGCGCAUGCGCGAGUUUGAAGCGAGUGGUAGCAGGCAGGAGCUUGAUGGUGCUAUCUCGCUGCACCGCGAGGCGUUGGAGAUGCGAUCGUUCCCGCACCCUUAUCGCCCCGAGUCGCUGGAGGAGCUGGGGAAAGCUCUAACGACUAGGUUCAACGAGAGCGGCGAAGCGAGCGACCUCGAAGAAGCGAUCAAGCUUUUCAGAGAGGCGUUGCAUGCCAGCUCGGCGUUUUUCUCUGAACGUUCCGAUCGGGGGGAGUUGGCGUAUAACCUUGGAACGGCACUUGCGAAGCGGUUUGUGGAGGGAGGCGCGGCGGAUGAUCUGGACGAAGCAGUUUGCUUGUUCCGACAGUCGUUGGACUCGAGGCCUGCCCCGCACCCCUCGCGACACUGGUCGCUUUUCGGCCUUGCGAAUGUCCUGUCCAUGCAAGGCCAGCUGACAGGGAAACAUGCGCUUUUGGACGAAGCCGUCGAUCUCCAGCGCGAAGCCCUCCGAGAGCUGGGCCCGGCACCCGGCCGCGACCACGAUCGCGAACGCACCACUCUGCUCAGCGGACUCGGAAACGCGCUUUGGUUUCGGGCGCGGUACGCCGCCAGCCAGCGGUCUGAUGUGGACGAGGCUAUCUUGGUGUUCAGGCAGUGCGUAGACCUGUUCGAUGCGAACGACCUGCACCGGUACGCUGCGAUCAACCACUUUGCGAUGGCACUCGUUGGUCGGUUCGAGCUGCUCGGCAAGGCGGGCGAUUUGGACGACGCUAUAUUCUGGCAGAAACAAUGUGUAGAAUAUUUGGAGAGGGUGCGAAAUCCUCAACGUCACGGUAUACUCGGUAAUCUUGCGAAUAUGCUCGCUUUGAGACAUCAGCGAGGGCAUGGGGGUGACCUUGACGAAGCAAUCUCGUUGCAGAGGCGCGUCCUAAAUCUGGAGGGUCGACGACACGCCAAUACCCUGAAUAAUCUUGGCAACUUGCUUUCGACAAAGUUUACGGAGUGUAAUGACGUUGCUGAUUUGGAGGAGUCUAUCGCACUGCAUCGGCAUGCUCUGGCUCUGCGCCCCCCACCUUUUUCAGAUCGAUAUACUUCGCUCGUCAACCUGGCAAUAGCAGUCUCGAAGCGUUUUGAAUGUAACGGAAAUGAGGAUGAUUUUCAAGAGGUCGUUGCACUGUACAGGGAGGCUAUUUCGCUUCUUCCUGCAAAACAUCAAAAGUUGUUUGGGUCUUACCACAAUCUGGCAAAGGCCUACUGUACAGCAUACUCCAAGUUUAAUAAAAAUGAGCUAUUAGAACAGGCUAUGGAUGCUUUCUCUGUAGCACUCCAGAUCCCGUCUUUGUCACCUACCCAGCGGCUUCUUGUUGCCCAAUCAUGGGCAUUUGCCGCAGAUGAGUACCACCAUCCGACAGUACUCGGUGCCUACGAUACUUUAUUGCAAGUCGCACGGGAAAGGGCCUCUCUCAGCCUCGAUAUCGAAUCACGCCAGCAAUCCUUGAGUGCCGGAGGUGAUAGCCUGGCCCGCAAGGCUGCGCUGUGCGCUAUCCGGCUUCACGAUUAUGGCAAGGCCAUCGAAUACUUGGAGGCCGGACGCGCAGUUGUUUGGUCCCAGGUCCUACAUCUCCGCACGCCCCUCGACCGACUGCUUGAAGAGGCACCUGAUCUCGGAGAAAGGCUGCGCGACAUUUCAUCCAAACUCGAAGUUGCGUCUCACCGGGACACGUUCGCUGUACCUACGGACAACAAGCGACAUAUUAUGCUGGAGAAGCAGGAACGUGAAUUGGAUGCAUUGACUGCGGAGUGGCAUAGCUUGAUUGACCAGGUCCGGGGUAUUAACGGCUUUGAAGACUUUCUGCUGCCUCCUCGGUUGUCUGUCCUUCGAGGGGCAACAAGUAGAGGGCCAGUUGUUUUUCUCAUCCCAGCUUACGAGCAAAGUCAUUGCUUGAUUAUGACAGCCACGGAUGUCCAUCAAAUACAACUACCAGCUUUACCUGUGAUAGAGUUACUCAAAAUGAAGGAACUUUUGCAUGCAGCAUCCACUCAAGAGACUCUGCUGCGUUCGUCAAUCGAACAUAUCCAAGGAGAUUUAUCAUUUUUUCACGAAAACAUUGUAGCGCAACCUGAUGUUGCUGAAGAAAGAGCAACCAGACGUGCUGGCGCAUUACGCUCGGACGAUAUAUUCAAAUAUAUCCUCAGAGUUCUAUGGAAUGAAUUGGUGAAGCCUGUCCUCGGGGUGCUUGGUAUCACGGCCUCGGCUGAGAGACCCACAAUACGAUGGUGUCCGACUGAUUUAUUCACUUUCCUUCCCAUCCACGCUGCAGGAAAUUAUGAUUCCAAAGAGGGUUCGGAGAGCAUCUCGGACUACGUCAUAUCGACCUAUACACCCACAAUCGAAAGACUUCUCACCAGCAAUCAUAUAUCUAACCAAGAAUCAUUCCACAUGCUAGCAGUGGUUGAUACCAAACGGCUGUCGUGUGCCUCUGAAGAACUUGAUAAAAUCAAAGCACGGGUUCCGAAUGACCACUUGGUCCAACUGGGCGCUUCGAAAGACUCGCCUUCUAAUGUAAAAACCAUACUAUCCCAUCUAUCCACUGCGUCUAUUGUUCAUUUUGCCUGUCAUGGUACCCAAGAUAGAAACAAACCACUGCAGAGUGGGCUGCUCGUGGACGACGGACUGCUGACGAUCUCGAAAAUCAUGCAGCAGCAAAAGUUGAACGGAUCUCUUGCAUUCCUCUGUGCUUGCGAGACGGCUAUGGGAGACGAAAAUCUUCCGGACGAAGCGAUGAGUUUGGGUGCAAGCUUGUUAUUUUCCGGAUUCCGCAGCGUUAUUGCGACAAUGUGGAAUAUCCAGGAUAGGGACGGCCCUAUUUUCGCAGAUGCUUUUUACGAGGAAUUGUUCAAAGGUUCCGAUGGACUACCUAUGGACUAUCCUGAUGUCAACAAAUCUAUUCAAGCUUUCGACUUCGCGGUGCAGAAACUGAGGAGUAAGGGGGCCGCAUUUCGAUACUGGGUUCCAUUCGUGCAUCUUGGUCAGUGA